This is a messenger RNA of Cajanus cajan (pigeon pea), 2928 nucleotides long. Its product is annotated as linoleate 13S-lipoxygenase 2-1, chloroplastic. NCBI's taxonomy places the organism in Eukaryota, Viridiplantae, Streptophyta, Magnoliopsida, Fabales, Fabaceae. Gene Ontology annotation, molecular function: metal ion binding; oxidoreductase activity, acting on single donors with incorporation of molecular oxygen, incorporation of two atoms of oxygen; protein binding. The record is from RefSeq and is a predicted model, not a curated record. Gene Ontology annotation, biological process: lipid oxidation.
UACAAAGCAAAGAAGAAAAAGGAGGCGUAGAAUAGAUAGAGAGGCAGAGAAAAUGCUUAUGCAACAAAUUAAUGUAUCAAAUUCAAGUGGAUCUUAUCUCAUCCUUCAGAAGCCUUGCAUUACUAACCCUUGUUUACAGGUUUGGUCAAGGCCAUCAUGGUUCCCAAAGCAAAGGAAGCAAAAAAGGGUUACUACUCAUCAUGAUGGGUACAGGAGCAACAUCAAAGCUGUGGCUGUGAGUACGGAAGUUGAAAGCAAAGCAGUGAAGGUUAAAGCCACCAUAACUGUUCAGCCAACGGUUGGUGGGUUUUUCUCAGAACUGAGUUCUGGUUUAGGCCGAGGGUUGGAUGAUAUCAAGGAUUUGCUCGGUCAAUCACUUCUCGUGGAGCUUCUUAGUGCCGAGCUUGACGAAAAGACGAAACUAGAGAAGCAAAGUAUAAAAGAUUAUGCCCAAAAGACGCAUCAAUCGACACAAGAGGUUAAGUACGUGGCGGAAUUUGAAGUGCCGCAAAGUUUUGGAGAGAUAGGGGCUAUUCUGGUGGAGAAUGAGCAUCACAAGGAAAUGUUCAUCAAGGACAUUGUUCUGGAUGGCUUCCUCUUGGGUCCAGUUACUUUUUCAUGCGACUCGUGGGUUCACUCCAAGUUUGAUAACCCUGUUAAGAGGGUGUUUUUCUCCAACAAGUCAUAUUUGCCAUCAGAAACACCAGAAGGAGUGAAGAGGCUAAGAGAAGAGGAACUGGAACAUUUAAGGGGGAACGGGCAAGGUGAACGGAAGGUUCAUGAGCGAAUAUACGAUUACGAUGUGUACAACGAUCUUGGAGAUCCAGAUAGCAGCGAGGAACUCAAAAGACCCGUUCUCGGUGGCUCCCAACAUCCUUAUCCAAGGCGUUGCAGAACGGGAAGGGAUCGCUCCCACAAAGACCCGUUGUCGGAGAAAAGAAGUAGCUCCGUGUAUGUGCCUAGAGACGAAUGCUUCUCUGAAGUAAAGCAACUUACUUUUCAAACAAAGACCCUAUACUCUGCGUUGCAUGCACUCAUACCCACCAUCAGGACAGGGAUUGUUGACAAAAAUCUUGGCUUCCCUGUCUUCUCCGCCAUCGAUGAUCUUUUCGAUGAGGGCCUUAGCUUGCCUCCUCUCAAAGGCAAAGGCAUUCUCAAUAAUCUCUUGCCUAGGCUCGUCAAGUUUGUCAGGGAUACUGAAGAGGAAAUUCUCCGUUUUAACCCUCCCGCAACCAUGGACAAGGACAGGUUCUUUUGGUUAAGAGACGAGGAAUUUGGAAGACAAACUCUUGCGGGUCUAAACCCUUGUUGCAUCCAAUUGGUCACGGAAUGGCCAUUGAAAAGCAAACUAGACCCCGAGAUUUAUGGCCCUGCGGAAUCAGCCAUCACUACCCAAAUAAUUGAGCAGGAAAUUAAAGGAUUCCUUACGGUUGAAGAGGCCAUUAAACAGAAGAAACUCUUCAUGCUGGACUACCACGAUUUGCUGUUGCCAUUAGUGAAGGAUGUUCGACAACUUGAAGGCACAACACUAUACGGAUCAAGAACACUCUUCUUCCUAACCCACGAAGGCACGUUAAGACCACUGGCUAUUGAGCUUACUCGUCCACCCAUGGACGGAAAGCCACAGUGGAAGGAAGUCUUCACACCUUGCUGGCACUCGACCGGCGUCUGGCUUUGGAGGCUCGCCAAACUCCACGUCCUCGCCCACGACGCCGGUUACCACCAACUCGUCAGCCACUGGCUGAGAACACACUGUGCGACGGAGCCUUACAUUCUGGCGACAAACCGCCAACUGAGCGCGAUGCACCCGAUCUACAGACUACUGCACCCGCACUUCCGUUACACGAUGGAGAUCAACGCGCUGGCGCGUGAGGCGCUGGUAAACGCGAACGGAAUAAUAGAGAGCAGUUUCACUCCGGGGAAGUUCUCCAUCCUGCUCAGUUCAAUCGCCUACGACAAACAGUGGCAAUUCAACCUCCAAUCCCUCCCCGCAGAUCUCAUCCACCGAGGCAUGGCGGUCAAAGACCAAAAUGCCCCUCACGGCCUCAAACUAACCGUCGAAGACUACCCUUACGCCAACGACGGCCUCCUCCUCUGGGACGCCCUCAAAGGAUGGUUCACCGAUUACAUCUACCGCUAUUACCCCGACAACGGAGCAAUCCAAUCCGACACAGAGCUCCAAGCCUGGUGGCAAGAGAUCGUCAACGUUGGCCACGCCGACAAGAAAGACGAACCCUGGUGGCCGCAGCUCAAAACAAGACAAGACCUAAUCGAAAUCCUUACCACCAUUGCGUGGACUGCCUCCGGCCACCACGCGGCGGUGAACUUCGGACAGUUCUCCUUCGCCGGGUACUUCCCGAACAGGCCUAGCGUUGCGAGGAACAAGAUGCCGGUGGAGGAUCCUUCGGAUCCUGAGUGGGAGCUGUUUCUUCAGAAGCCGGAGGUGACUAUGCUCAAGUGUUUUCCGUCGCAGAUUCAGGCCACGACGGUGAUGACGGUGCUGGACAUUCUGUCGAACCACUCGCCGGACGAGGAGUAUCUCGGGGAGACGGUGGAGCCGGCGUGGGAGGAGGACGCUCUUGUGAAGGCGGCGUUUGAGAAGUUUAGAGGCAAGUUGAUUGAGCUUGAAGGGUUGAUUGAUGAGAGGAAUGCUGACAAGUCUAGGAGGAACCGGAACGGUGCAGGGAUUGUGCCCUAUGAGCUUCUUAAGCCCACUUCGGAGCCUGGUGUUACGGCUAAGGGAGUUCCUUAUAGUAUAUCUAUUUGAACCUUCAACCUACGUACCUUUUCUAUGUCUAUGUCUAUGUCUAUGUUUGUGUCCUCUUCAUCGUGAUGGAUACCAUGAAUCUGCCAUUAUUCAUCUCUACUUUGCUUCCUUAAUUUGUUUCUGCAAUACUCAUAAUUAUUAGACACUUUUUUAGUUAUACA